CGCGGUCCAACUGCUGAAGUCUCCAUGUGACAGUGAGUGAGGUCCCCUUUCUAGGAGCCACUCCACUCCUGAUCACAGUCCCAGGAACCGGCCACUAUUCCGGCGCCGACAGACCGACAGGCCCGGGACUCUGGGCGUCGAACCGUGCCGCCGCCACACUUGGGGUGCGGAGUGAACGGCCGCUUCCCGGGGAAGGAGGCGGAGCGGAGCGGCGCGGCGAGCGGGGCUCUGUGGCGGCGCCGGCGCCCCCGGAGCUGGCAGACAUGAACGGCUUCACUCCGGAGGAGAUGAGCCGCGGCGGGGACGCGGCUGCUGCGGUGGCCGCGGUGGUCGCUGCUGCAGCCGCCGCCACUUCAGCGGGGAAUGGGAACGCGGCGGGCGGUGGGGCAGAGGUACCGGGUGCUGGUGGGGUGUCGGCUGCAGGACCCCCCGGAGCGGCCGGUCCCGGCCCCGGACAACUCUGUUGUCUGCGGGAGGACGGCGAGCGGUGCGGGCGCGCGGCUGGCAACGCCAGCUUCAGCAAGAGGAUCCAGAAGAGCAUCUCGCAGAAGAAGGUGAAGAUCGAGCUGGAUAAGAGUGCAAGGCAUCUUUACAUUUGUGAUUAUCACAAAAACUUAAUUCAGAGUGUUCGGAACAGAAGAAAGAGGAAAGGGAGUGACGAUGAUGGAGGAGAUUCUCCUGUCCAGGAUAUCGAUACUCCAGAGGUUGAUUUGUACCAAUUACAAGUAAAUACACUUAGAAGAUACAAAAGACACUUCAAGCUUCCAACCAGACCAGGUCUUAAUAAAGCACAACUUGUUGAGAUAGUUGGUUGCCACUUUAGGUCUAUUCCCGUGAAUGAAAAAGACACGCUAACAUAUUUCAUCUACUCGGUGAAGAACGACAAGAACAAAUCAGACCUCAAGGUCGACAGUGGUGUUCACUAGGUGGCGUUCACACUAGCACAUGGAUGUCUGGCUGUAAAGAAUGUGUACUGUUUUUCAUAUGUAGAAAUCUUCUCAUGUAUUUUUUCUACAGAGGAUUUUCUUUGGCUUUUUUUUUUUUGGUUUGUUUGUUUGUUUGUCUUUGAUUCUAAUAAUUAGUUGGAAGCUGAUAUAAACUGAGCUUCCUAAAUUAAAACUAUUUUAAAUAAAGGCUAUUACUA
Messenger RNA from Microtus ochrogaster (prairie vole), 1144 nucleotides. RefSeq names its product Sin3A associated protein 30 (gene Sap30). Lineage: Eukaryota; Metazoa; Chordata; Mammalia; Rodentia; Cricetidae. Gene Ontology annotation, biological process: regulation of DNA-templated transcription. The record is from RefSeq and is a predicted model, not a curated record. Gene Ontology annotation, molecular function: protein binding; transcription coregulator activity. Gene Ontology annotation, cellular component: histone deacetylase complex.